Molecule: messenger RNA, 1532 nt
Organism: Eucalyptus grandis
Lineage: Eukaryota; Viridiplantae; Streptophyta; Magnoliopsida; Myrtales; Myrtaceae
Product: transcription termination factor MTERF9, chloroplastic
Exons: 1
Coding region: 179-1342 (387 amino acids)
Biological process (GO): chloroplast organization; regulation of DNA-templated transcription
Cellular component (GO): chloroplast
Molecular function (GO): double-stranded DNA binding
Source: RefSeq, a predicted model, not a curated record
CAAAAAUCAAAUGUCCAAGAGUCAAAACCCUAAAUUGCAUUCGACCCCAACGGCCUUCCCACGGCAAAGAACCUGCGGAGGCAAUCCUCGCAUCCCGACCCUCCGCCGUCGCUGGAAUCGCUCCGGUCUCGAGACCGAGACGCAGGUCGGCCCAUUUCGGAGUUCAUGAAAUUCUCGCAUGUUCAUCGCCGGUCGGUUCGAUCCCAUGCUCGUCAACCUCGCUCGCAGAGCCCUGCUUCAAGCUAGGAGUGGGGCCCUCGCGCUCCCCGCCGCCGGAGCUCAACCGCCGCCGCUGCUCAGGCAGUCCUCGACCUCCUCGGAGCCGCGCUACUUCACGGUGCUGUACCUCGUCAAUGCCUGCGGGCUGUCUCCGGAGUCCGCCGUCUCGGCGUCGCGGCGCAUCUGCUUCGAAUCCCCUUCGAGACCCGACUCCGUCCUGGGAUUGCUCAGGAAACGAGGUUUCUCUCGGACCCAGAUCGCGGACGUCGUCGGCAGAUACCCCGGGGUGCUUCUGGCGAGCCCGGAUGCGAUCCUCUUGCCAAAGAUCGAAUUUUGGGGCUCCAGAGGCUUCUCCGAUUCUGAUAUAGUCAGAGUCGUCAGUGCGGCCCCGAGCUUGUUGGCCAGGAGUUUAGAGAACCAUUUGAGGCCUACUUUGGACUAUAUUGUCGAACUGGUGCAAUUCGGCGAGGAUGCCGUUGCGGCCAGCAAACGUUGUCCGAGAAUGUUGUACGACGAUCCGGGUGUGCUGCUCAUUCCGAAAAUUGCAACCUUGAGGGAAAAUGGAGUGCCUCCAGCAAACAUUAGGCACUUGGUUCUGUACCAUGGGAAGAUAUUCCUGGCUUCGCCCGAACAGUUCGCCGAGGCUGUGAAUAGGGUUAAGGCGCUGGGUUUUGAGCCUUCGAAAGUGGGUUUCGUCACGGCUUUGCAUGUAAUUAGGGGCUUGAGCGAGCCAUCGUGGCAGAGGAAGAUCGGUGUGUAUGGCAAGUGGGGUUGGUCCGAGGAGGAGGUUGCUUUGGCUUUUAGGAGGCAUCCGUGGUGUAUGGCGGCGUCGGAGAGCAAAAUUACGGAAGUGAUGAACUUCUUUGUCAAUGAGAUGGGCCUUGAUUCUUUGCAUAUUGCGCAGCGUCCCGUGGUGAUCUCACUGAGCUUACGGAAGCGAAUUAUUCCUAGGUGUUCGGUGUUUCGAGUCCUAUUGUCUAAGGGCUUGGUCCAUACGCAUAGCUUGGCUACAUCCUUGAUAGUUCCGGAGAGUAGGUUUAUAAAGGAAUUCGUGACCUGUUACUUGAGAAAAGCUCCCCAGUUGUUGGAUCUUUAUAAGGAGAAGAUGGGUCUUGCAAGCUAGUUCUGAGCUUUAUGCCCUUGUUCGGGCUAAUAUAUGAUGCCUAUGAAAGCAAAGGAGAUCAUACACAUGCUGUUUUGGUUUAUGUUUGAUAAUUGGCGAUGCUGAGUUUUGUGUUACUUACCUUCUCUGUUUCAUCCCUAAAGUUCUCCAUGUCUAGCUGUGUUCUAUUAUAACCUGCUCUGUUUUUUCA